AAGUGCGGCUUCCUAGGUGACGGCAGCACCUGCUAGCCACCGGAAGUGGAGCUGGGGGCGUCUGGAAGGGUCUUGGGUGCUAGGGCUGGGGUCUGAGCGAUUUGUUCGUGAGUCCCGCCUCCUCAUCUCUAGUGCCCCGGCUGCCUGCUCUGUACCCGGAGAGAGUUGCGAUCUCUAAGCGUUCUUUUGACUCGGGAGCCCCAGGGGUCCAGGCAAGAGGGGUGUCUCCCCUAAUUCCCGUAGCCCCCGAAGGGGUCCCGUCGUGCCUGAGUAAGGUUUACCGAGAUUCCCUAAGCGAGCUUUAGGAUUGGGACCAGGAAAGGAGGAAGGAGAGGGCACUGAAUCCCCCAGCCCUUGUCCACAGGGCAGACCUUUCAGACCAGCGAGGAUCUCUAAGCGUCCUUUAGGUGUGGGCCCGCAGCUGCCCUCUCCCAGGCCCCCAGGAGCACGGGCUGGUCCAGCCCUAGGAUCUCUAAGCGUCCUUCCUGAGGGGCUGGCUAGGAUCUCUAAGCCUCAUUGGACGCAAGUAAGCCCCCCACCUCUUAGAGACUAUGGCUUCGGCCUCCGGCUCAGACCCGGGCCGGGACAGCUCCUUGCUGGCUGCAGAGCUGAGGGAGGAGGCCAGAGCAGAGGCAGAGGAGGAGAACAGGGGCCUGUGUGAGCAGAUGCUGCUGCAGGCCAUGCAGAAGAUUCUGGAUGCCCAGUCAUCCAUGCCUGACUCCAGGCAGAUCCAGCCCAAGCCUGGUUUCUGCGUCAAGACCCGCUCCCCGGAAGGAAAGGUUUUCAUCAACGUCUGUCAAUCGAACGCCAUCCCGGCCCCGGCCGAUCUCAGUGAGCAGGAGCUGCUGUGUGUGCUUGAGGGGGACCAGGCUGCCUUCCGCAUCCCCAUGAGCCUGGGAGAGCCCCAUGCCGAGCUGGACCGAGGAGGGAACGGCUGCACUGCCUAUGACGUCGCCAUCAACGGUGACUUCUAUAAGAAGCUGCGGAGUAAUGAUUUCUUCUUGGAGUUUUUUGUCACGGUGGCCAUGGAGGGUUUAGAGGACAAAUAUGGGACCCAGCUCAGCCGAGAGUGGCGCCUGCUGAAAUACCGGCCCUUCCUGGGCUCUAUCUCCCAGCAGAACAUCCGCACCCAGAGCCAGCCGCGGCCUCCGACUAUCCAGGAGCUUGGGGACGGCACCGAGGAUCCCCCUCUGAGGCUUUGGCUAGAGGCCCCAGACCUGCUUCUGGCUGAGGUGGUCUUGCCCAAAGUGGACUCUGCCCGGGAGCUCUCACUUCAGCUUGGGGGGGACCGACUGGUCCUGGGGUCACCUGAGCCCCCCUAUCACGUGGACAUCUUUGUCCCCCAUGAUAUUAGCCAGGAACAGUGCCGAGCUGCCUUCAACCAGAAGAGCAAGACCCUGAUGAUCUCCAUGCCCCUGCAGACAGCCUGCUCCUGAGCAGCAGGACCUGGACCCCUUGGGUAGAUGUCAGGCACGGCCGGACUGCCUCCCUCGCCUUCCCGUGGCUCGCUAUAAAAUAAAAGAUUUUUACCUGGAA
This is a messenger RNA of Phascolarctos cinereus (koala), 1536 nucleotides long. NCBI's taxonomy places the organism in Eukaryota, Metazoa, Chordata, Mammalia, Diprotodontia, Phascolarctidae. The record is from RefSeq and is a predicted model, not a curated record.